CAGUGGCCCGGCGGAGCGUUCCCCGCACGUAUUUCGGACAACACUCAUCGUGUCGAUCACGCCCCCGCAGAAGAGGACCAUGACUGGCAGCUGAGCACUGCCUCCUCCCGAUCCGCCGCCCCCACAGCACUGAGGCUGGAUGGACCCCCCCCAGCCAUGACUGCCCGAGGGAACCCCCAGCAGCAGCAGCAGGGCAGUGGUGGGGGUGACCAGGAGCCGCCCCCUGCCAGCAAUCAUGAGGAGGUGAGUGUGGGGUCUCAGCCGCAGCAGCAGCUUGCCGAGGAGCCCCCUGCGGAAGAGGCCCCCCCUUUCGUGGUGGUGGAAGAGGAGGAGGAAGAAUUCCCACUGGCGGAGCUGGCGCGCCUCGACGAGAUGAUCAACCGGCCACGCUGGGUGGUGCCUGUGCUACCCAAGGGCGAGCUCGAAGUGCUACUUGAGGCUGCCAUCCGCCUCUGCAGGCAGGGGCGGGACGUGCAGAGUGAGCCAUGCCAGCGGUUCUUCCGUGAGGGCCUCACCAUCUCCUUCACCAAGAUCCUCACCGACGAGGCAGUCAGCGGAUGGAAAUUUGAGAUACACCGCUGCAUCAUGAAGAACUGCGAGCGGCUGGUGGAGCUAUGCGUCACCAAGCUGCACCAGGACUGGUUUCCUCUGCUCGACCUGCUCGCCAUGGUGCUGAACCCACACAACAAGUUCCACUCGUACAAUGGAACACGGCCCUCGGAUUCAGUGCCUCCGGGAUCUCAGAUUCCAGAUGACCAAGUGUUUGCCCGUCCUGUUGACACCAGGACGCCCAAGGGUUGGGUGGUGGACCUGAUCAACCGCUUUGGCAACCUGGGGGGCUUCACCAUCCUGCUGGAACGGUUCCGCUCGGGACCCCCACUGUCCGUGGCUGUCAUAGCUGCACUCAUCCGGCCGUUUGGGCUGUGCCACAGCCUGCUGACAGUACCCACAGUGGAGCGGUACCUGAUGCCCAUCGUGUCACUGGUGCCCGCCUUCCUGGAGCGCCUGUCGGACGAGGAGCUCAAGCGCGAAGCCAAGAACGAGAGCAAGAAUGAUGCCCUGGCGGCCAUUGUACGUGCCUUGCGCUCUCUUGCCGCCAUGGUGCCCCACCAGGAAGAGACUGUGCGCGCGCUCGAGAUGUUCCGCCUGCGCAUGAUCCUCAGGUGGUGGAAGGUGCUUUUCGUUCUGGAAGACCUCUCGCCCUUCUCACUGGAGCUCCGCUUGGGUCGCCGCAUACCACCUACUGCCAUGUCUGCUCAAGACAAUCUGAGCACGUCCACUACUACCACCCCAGCACAGCCUUCGCAAUCUGUCGUGGCUAUCCACAACCGCCACCAUGACCCACCAGUCUUCGCUAGUCUGCGGGGAGAUGACGUUGAGGAAUGGCUCCAGAACUACAACCUGGGCCUGACGUCCGACCCAGUACUGUGCCACUUCGACCAAAGUGCAGCUACUAUCAUCCACACUGACACCAGCAGUCAUGGCCUCGGUGCUGUUCUCCUGCAACGUGACACCACCUUGCGCAAACGAGUCGUUGCUUACGCCUGUCGGGCGCUGACUGCUGCCGAGAAAAAUUAUACCAUCACCGAACAAGAGUGCCUUGUUGUAACAAGAGUGCAAAAGUCUCGGCCAUACCUCUACGGCCGCCACGUUACAGUCGUCACCGACCAUAAAGCACUGUGCUGGCUAUAG
Messenger RNA from Dermacentor silvarum, 1692 nucleotides. Its product is annotated as probable ubiquitin carboxyl-terminal hydrolase FAF-X. Bases 157 to 1692 code for a protein of 511 amino acids. The record is from RefSeq and is a predicted model, not a curated record. NCBI's taxonomy places the organism in Eukaryota, Metazoa, Arthropoda, Arachnida, Ixodida, Ixodidae. The transcript is spliced from 10 exons.